AUGGUCGUUUCUGGAGUACCGGAGGAGAAUGGGCAUCGGCACAUAAAUGAAAUCGCUGGCAUAGCUAUAGACGUUCACAAGUAUCUGACUGAGUUCAGUGUUCCGCAUAAGCCUGAUCAGAGGGUGGUCUGCCGUCUCGGAUUCCACACA
Molecule: messenger RNA, 150 nt
Organism: Cooperia oncophora
Lineage: Eukaryota; Metazoa; Nematoda; Chromadorea; Rhabditida; Trichostrongylidae
Source: the annotation of a GenBank genome assembly